Musca vetustissima is the source of this 597-nucleotide messenger RNA. RefSeq lists its product as uncharacterized. The coding region runs from base 1 to 597 and encodes 198 amino acids. NCBI's taxonomy places the organism in Eukaryota, Metazoa, Arthropoda, Insecta, Diptera, Muscidae. The transcript has 2 exons. The record is from RefSeq and is a predicted model, not a curated record.
AUGCGAGGUGUUACGAUAACAAUUAUAACAAUUUUGGUGGCAAUGACCCAUGGCUAUAAUUAUGACAGAUAUAGUUCAACAACAGCGGCCGAUGAUCAAAGUGAUGAUAUUCAGCGUAUAUCUGAAAUUCUGCAUCCAUCAGCAUCAUCGCAUAAUUCUCAAGUACAAAAAGAUAUUUUUACAUUUUCACCACCAGAAUUGGAUGUAGACGAUGAUAAUGUGAAUGUUGAAAACACCAAGACAUCGUCGAAAAAACGUUUUAGAAUCAUUUUUAUACGUUCUCCAGAUCAAUCACGUGAAUUUGCACAAAAUCUAGCACAUUUGGUACAAAAUAAUAUCUCAGAAGAGAAGACAAUUAUUUAUGUGUUGAGAAAACAACCAGAUCUUAGUGAAUUGACCCAACAGCUGGAAGAGAUUAAGCAUGAAAAUCGCCAAAAGCCGGAGGUGAAAUUUAUUAAAUAUCGUAAUGCCGCGGAAGCUGAGCAUGCUGUGAAAUCUAUUCAAACGAGUUAUGAACAAUUGGGUGGGCGAACACAGCACCAUGGUGCUGUUGUUGCACCAGUUGUACGGGUUUCUUCACAACCCUAUAUCAAGUAA